Molecule: messenger RNA, 959 nt
Organism: Hibiscus syriacus
Lineage: Eukaryota; Viridiplantae; Streptophyta; Magnoliopsida; Malvales; Malvaceae
Exons: 2
Coding region: 195-641 (148 amino acids)
Source: RefSeq, a predicted model, not a curated record
AAGGCCGAUGGAUGACCUUGUCGACUUUGCCGGUUAGAUGAAUACCCUGUCAAAUCCGCCGGCUCCAGUAGUUUGAUCAUUACAUUACUCCUUUUUUUUUUCUUUCCGCCGGGACGUCACGAAAAGGGGAAAAGAGAGUAAAUUAGGACGGAUAGAGGAACGCUACGUAACGAACAAAGGCCCAACGAGCACUGAUGCUUUCCUUUGCCUCCCUUCUAGCUCCAAUUCGCAUCUUGCUAUGCGAAAUCGCAAUCCUUAACCGUUCUUUGCAGCCCAAAUCCAAACAAGGCAUUAAGCCGAAAGGCAGGGAUAUAAGAAGGGAUAUAAGAAGGGAAAAGAUGAUAGCGCGAUCCAAUUUAGCAGACCUGUUAAGGGAGUAUCAGAUUCGAUCUAAGCACGAUUGGGCCGCUGUUUCGUUUUUCGCGUCAACCUCCAACCCCACAUCUUCUAGGGUGGAUGUGGCCUUCGUUAUCUUAGCUUUUCUGGUUCUUUCAGCCGUUUCUUUAUAUUUUAGGCACAUGCACCUUGCCUUUAUCCUAGCAGGCAUCGUGAUGCUACUGUUCCUCUGCAUAAAAAUCACAAAACAAGCGAGAUUGGCCAAUAACAAGAAAAGAAGGAUGCUGCUUCCAUUAUCUAUGUAGAACUGCAUGAUCUUGAAUUUGUUAAAAAGGAGCUGACAAACGAGUUAGAUUUGAUAUGAUGACCUCCGAAGUCUUAAUCAUGGCAAGCCCAGCGAUUUGAGAUUGGACAGUUGGGUGUUGUAGUUAAACUGUUGGCAGUUGAGUUCAAGCAUGGUGUUUUCCUCACCGGGAAUGGCGCGAACAACAUUCGCCCAACUUUGUAAUUUGCUUCGAUUUGAUUGUAGUUUAAAAGAUAGCAGAGGGAAGAAAUCAGUGGUGACUUGUGAGUCAUUGCAGUAGUUUUGCAUGUUGAUGUAUCCCUAAAGUUGAUUUGCAACA